CCUAUAGAAACAAAAACUUUAAAAAAAAAACUUGAUACAAUUAUUCUUUAUACUCCUAGACUGGUUAUAGGAUACCUUUCAUCACGCUACAAAUAAUAGGAGCAGAGUAGUGAAGGGAAAUGUUGGGAAAACGGGAGAAGAAGUCAAAAAAAAUCACAAACGCAUAAAAAACAAAAAAAAAAGAAUCCUUAGUUUUAUCACAAAGGUGUCUGUGCAUUAUCUAGCUAGCUUUUGAUCAAUGUCCAAAGGUAACUGAUAUGUUGCGGAAAUAGAUAAAAUCAUUUAAUUUUGCUCUUCCCGUUGUCUCCUUCAUAUUUAGUAUAAAUAGCUUCAUGACCAUUUUGAAUUCCACUUGUCCCCGAAUGAUUACUAAACACACAAUGCGCAUCCUGACUGUUCUAACACUCUGUGUCCCUUUGGUUCUGGGACUACCUUCUGAUUCACAGAGGGUAACUGGACCAAUGACUAGUAUUGAUAAAUUUCCCUCCAUGGCUAACCUCAUGAGGUGGCAUACGUACCUAAAUGGAUUCGUGCAGAAUUGUGGUGGCAUCAUUCUCAACAACAGAUCGGUUCUUACUGCUGCUCACUGUAUAGCCGACGAUGAAGUUGGCAGAUGGCGCAUUCGUAUUGGUUCCGUUUUCGCUAACAGUGGUGGUGCUGUUUACAAUUCAAAUCAGCACAUUAUUCAUCCAUCAUUCAACGCUGACACCUUGGACAACGACAUAGCUAUACUGCGCUCCGCUACUGCAUUCUCCUUUAACAACGCAGCUCGAGCUGCAAGCAUCGCUGGCUCAAACUAUCACCUUCCUGAAAAUAGAUACGUUUGGGCGGCUGGAUGGGGCGUCACGAACCAAGGUUCAAGCUCCGGAUCUGAGCAGCUCCGUCACGUCCAGCUUGAGACUAUCAACCAGAACACUUGCAGAAACAACUACGCUAACUGGGGUGUCACUAUAACUGACAACGUAGUGUGUGCUGGCUGGAACUUUGGAGGUCGUGGCCAGUGUCAGGGCGACGCUGGUGGCCCCCUCUACCACAACGGUGCCGUUGUUGGUGUCUACUCUUUCAGUCUGGGAUGCGGUGUAGCUAACUACCCAGGAAUUAAUACUCGCAUUUCUAGUUACACCUCCUGGAUAUCAUCAAAUGCCUAA
Molecule: messenger RNA, 1148 nt
Organism: Spodoptera exigua (beet armyworm)
Lineage: Eukaryota; Metazoa; Arthropoda; Insecta; Lepidoptera; Noctuidae
Source: the annotation of a GenBank genome assembly